ACUAAUCUCUUCUACUUCUUGCUUUUCCUUAGUAGUGAUUUCUUAUCAGCUAUUGGACCAUAAAGGUCUGAUUGGUCAGUCUGCUCUGAACAGUUGAUGUACAGAUGUGUCUGCUGCUAGAACUCUGUGAGGCAUUUAUCUGGGCUCUAAUCUGAGCUGAUGUUAGCUUGCUUUUUCUGAGGCUGGUGACUUGGAUGAACUUCUCAGCAGCAGAGGUGACUCUUGGUCUUCCUUUCCUCAUGUCAGCUGGUGUGGUCGUAGCGCUGAAUGGUUUUUGCGACUACACUACGAGAUACAUUCAAAGUUUUUCCAGUUUUCUGGACUGACUCUCCUUCCAUUCUUAAAGUAAUGAUGGACUGUCGUUUCUUUUUACUUAGCUGAUUGGUUCUUGCCAUAAUAUGGAUUCUAACAGUUGUCAAAUAGGAGUGUGUACCAAGGGGACACAAGCCAGUGUCUUAUUGUGCUGGUCCCAAGCCCGGAUAAAUACAGAGGGUUGUGGCAGGAAGGGCAUCCGAUGUAAAACUUUGGCCAAAUCAAUCAUGCGAAUCAAAUGUAAGACUUUCAUACCGGAUUGGUCGAGGGCCGGGUUAACAACGACCGCCAUCGGUGCUGUCGACCUACAGGGUGCCAGUGGAAAAUGGACUACUGUUGGUCGAAGAAGGAGGAGAGGAAGGUGUGUUCGUAGGAAGAGAGAGAAGAGGAACACCAAGAGUCUAGGACUGAGAGUAGGAACUUUGAAUGUUGGAACUAUGACAGGAAAAGAUAGAGAGCUGGUUGACAUGAUGCAGAGGAGGAAGGUGGACAUACUGUGUGUCCAGGAGACCAGGUUGAAAGGUAGUAAAGCUAGAAGUUUAGGAGCAGGGUUCAGGUUGUUCUAUCAUGGUGUAGAUAGGAAGAGAAAUGGAGUAGGAGUUAUCUUGAAGGAGGAAUUUGUUAGGAAUGUCCUGGAGGUAAAAAGAGUUUCAGAUCGAGUGAUGAGCCUGAAGCUAGAAAUCGAAGGUGUGAUGUUCAAUGUUGUUAGUGGGUAUGCUCCACAGGUAGGAUGUGAGCUGGAGGAGAAGCAGAAAUUCUGGUUGGACCUUGAUGAAGUGAUGCAGAGCAUCCCUAGAAGUGAGAGCGUUGUCAUUGGUGCAGACUUCAAUGGACAUGUUGGUGCAGGAAACAGAGAUGAUGAGGAGGUCAUGGGCAGGUUUGGUAUCCAGGAGAGGAACGCAGAAGGACAGAUGGUGGUUGACUUUGCAAAAAGGAUGGAAAUGGCUGUAGUGAAUACUUUCUUCCAGAAGAGGCAGGAACAUAGGGUGACCUAUAAGAGUGGAAGUCGGAGCACACAGGUAGACUACAUCUUGUGUAGACGGUGUAAUCUGAAGGAGAUCAGUGACUGCAAAGUAGUGGUAGAUGAGAGUGUAAGAUAAGAUAGACUUUAUUGAUCUCACAAAGGAGAAAUUUACUGUUACAGGGCUCUUAGGAACAAAAAACAGAGGAGUGCAAAAAGUCACGAAAGUGCAAGUACAAGAUAAGAUAAUAAAUAUUGCACAUAAUAACAACUACACAGUAGUGUUAUACUACUGGCAGUGGGGAUGAAGGACCUGCGGUAGCGCUCCUUCUUGCACUGAGGGUGUCUGAGUCUCGUGCUAAAGGAGCUGCUCAGCUCCACUACAGUCCGGUGCAGUGGGUGGGAGCUGUUGUCCAUGAUGGAUGAGAGCUUGGUCAACAUCCUCCUCUCACUCACAUCCAUCACAGAGUCCAGUGGGCAGCCCAGGACAGAGCUGGCCCUCUUGGUCAGCUUGUUCGGUCUCUGCAUAGGAUGGUGGUGUGUAGGAUGACCCUGGUGGUGAAGAAGAUGAAGAGGGCAAAGGCAGAGCAGAGGACCAAAUGGUGGAAGCUGAAAAAGGAAGAGUGUUGUAUGACUUUCAGGAAAGAGUUGAGACAGGCUUUGGAUGGUCAGGAGGGGCUUCCAGACGACUGGACAACUACAGCAAAUGUGAUCAGGGAGACAGGUCGGAGAGUACUUGGUGUGUCAUCUGGAAGGAAAGGAGAUAAGGACACUUGGUGGUGGAAUGAGGAGGUACAGGAGUGGAUCCAGAGAAAGAGGUUAGCUAAGAAGAAGUGGGACACUGAGAGGACUGAAGAGAGUAGACAGGAGUACAGGGAGAUGCAGCGUAAGGUGAAAGUAGAGGUGGCAAAGGCCAAACAAGGGGCUUACGAUGACUUGUAUUCUAGGUUGGACAGUAAGACUGACUGACCUGUAUAGGUUGGCAAGGCAGAGAGACAGAGAUGGGAAGGACGUGCAGUAGGUUAGGGUGAUAAAGGAUAAGGAUGGAAGUGUGUUGACAGGUGCCAAUAGUGUGAUGGGAAGAUGGAAAGAGUACUUUGAAGAGUUGAUGAACGAGGAAAAUGAGAGAGAACGAAGAGUAGAAGAGGUGACUGCAAAGAUUAAUAAGGAUGAAGUGAGGAGGGCAUUGAAGAGGAUGAAGAGUGGAAAGGCACUUGGUCCUGAUGAUAUACCUGUGGAGGUAUGGAAGUGUCUCGGAGAGGUAGCAGUAGAGUUUUUGACUGGGUUGUUCAACAGGAUAGUGAGAAGAUGCCCAAGGAAUGGAGGAGAAGUGUGCUGGUGCCCAUCUUUAAGAACAAGGGAGAUGUGCAGAGUUGUGGCAACUACAGAGGAAUAAAGCUGAUGAGCCACACAAUGAAGCUAUGGGAAAGAGUAGUUGAAGCUAGACUAAGGGCAGAGGUGAACAUCUGUGAGCAGCAGUAUGGUUUCAUGCCAAGAAAGAGUACAACAGAUGCAAUAUUUGCUUUGAGGAUGUUGAUAGAGAUGUACAGAGAAGGUCAGAACGAGCUGCAUUGUGUCUUUGUAGAUCUGGAGAAAGCUUAUGACAGGGUGCCCAGAGAGGAACUGUGGUUUUGUAUGAGGAAGUCUGGAGUGGCAGAGAAGUAUGUUAGAGUGGUGCAGGACAUGUAUGAGGACUGUAAGACAGUGGUGAGGUGUGCUGUAGGAGUAACAGAGGAGUUCAAGGUGGAGGUGGGACUACAUCAGGGAUCAGCUCUGAGCCCCUUCUUGUUUGCUAUGGUGAUGGACAGGAUGACAGACGAGGUUCGACAGGAGUCUCCAUGGACUAUGAUGUUUGCAGAUGACAUUGUGAUCUGUAGUGAGAGCAGGGAACAGGUGGAGGAGAAGCUAGAGGCGUGGAGGUUUGCCCUGGAAAGGAGAGGAAUGAAGGUUAGCCGCAGCAAGACGGAGUAUCUGUGUGUGAAUGAGAGGGACCCAAGUGGAAGAGUGAGGUUACAGGGAGAAGAGAUCAAGAAGGUGGAGGAUUUUAAGUACUUAGGGCCAACAGUCCAGAGCAAUGGAGAGUGUGGAAAAGAGGUGAAGAAGCAUGUACAGGCAGGCUGGAACGGCUGGAGAAAAGUGUCAGGUGUGAUGUGUGAUAGAAGGGUUUCAGCUAAAAUGAAAGGUUUACAAAACUGUGGUUAGACCAGCCAUGUUGUUUGGUCUGGAGACAGUGUCCCUGAGGAAAAGACAGGAGGCAGAGCUGGAGGUAGCAGAACUGAAGAUGCUGAGGUUCUCUUUGGGAGUGACCAGGAUGGAUAGGAUCAGGAAUGAGUACAUCAGAGGGACAGCACGUUAGAGGCUUUGGAGAUAAAGUCAGAGAGGCCAGACUGAGAUGGUUCAGACAUGUCCAGAGGAGAGAGAGAGAAUAUAUUGGUAGAAGGAUGCUGAGUUUCCCACUGCCAGGCAGGAGGCCUAGAGGAAGACCAAAGAGGAGGUUUAUGGAUGUGGUUAAAGAGGACAUGAAGACAGGGUUAGAUGGAGGCAAUUGAUUCGCUGUGGUGACCCCUGAAGGGAAAAGCCGAAAGGAAAAGAAGAAGAAGACCAACCUGACUACUCCACAACACAACUGAUGGUCCCAACACCAUUAACAGGGAUGUGAUUUUUCCGCAAAUUCGCGGAAUUCCGCUUUUUUUACGUUUCAAAAAAAAAAAAUUAAAAUUUCUGAUUUUUUUCACCCCAAAAAAUCCGAUUUCGUUUCCCCCAAGGUACGACUUUUAGAUAUUCCGAGACCGUAUCAGGCAUGUUAUUUGGUGUAUCAAUUUUGAGACCCAACGUGAAUCGCCCAAAUUCGAUGAGAAAAAAAAUAUAGGGUGUAAGGGGUAUAGGGUUGGAUCGCACGUAGUUGUCAACAGUGCGCUGGCAAAAGCACGAGUUGGAAACAACGAUUGGAGAGCAUUAUCGAAAGUUAGAUGUAGCUGGGAAAGCGAGGUGCAUGGUGUGCGACGAUGAGACAAAAUACAGCGACAGAGGAUGCCAAGCGCUGAUAGACCACAUGAAAACGACAAAUCAUGCCAGGAAAUUGUACGAAAAGCGCUCUAACCACCAAAUGCCCAGCAAUUUUUUCACCCGGCGGAGGGAAGAGACGCGACAACAGGACCAAACAUACGGGAUCAGUAGUGUGUACUUGCAACCAUAGACAUAAUAAAGAGUAGACGCGAGAAAUACGGCCGCCCUCUUGGUCCGAUCACCCGCACCACUCAGUGCUGUUUGACAGCGCAUUUAAUCCAUCUUAACUCUGAAUAUUAAACUGAUUUUCACGCGUUUUUAUUUUUAUUUUUUGCUGCAAAUGUCAUACAUGUAGCUAUGAUACAGGACAAAUGGUUUGGCGUAUUUUAAUAUUCAUAGCGGGAUUAACAGUAAUAGAAUAUUCUGAUAUUAAGCUCGACUGUAGACAAGUAUUUUGCAAACACUGUAAACACACACACACACACUAAUAUAUGUUAGAGAAGCAGAUAAUGGCAGUAAAGUCAAUUAGCUUAUUUUAAUAAUUUGAAGAGACAAUAUAUGAUUACGCUAUAUAUACAUAUAUAAACAAAAUACUGACUAAUGAACACAUAUUUCUAUAUAAAACAAUAAAUAGAAGUUAUAUAUCAGAGAAAAUGAAUAUAUAUAAAUCAUAGAUGGAGUAUUAAUAUAAUCAAUAUAUCAGAGAAAAUUAUUAUAUAAAUCAUAUAUAGACUAUCAAUAUAAUUCAUACAUAUAUAUUAUAAUUUCUGCUCCUUGUUAGUUUAUCAUAUUACAUAUUGACUUGAAUACAUGUGUAUAUGAUGAAUAUAAUGACUUGUUUCUUUUAUGUUUACUUGCUAUUUUAGUCCACUUUUGACACUUAAAUAACACUAAAACCCAGGAGCUUCGGGGGGCUUUGCCCCCCUUGUCCCCCCACCGGGCGCUGCCCUGGACCCGCUGACCCCCAGACCCCUGGCUGAAUUUUUCAGAUAAUUUCACUUUCCUCAAAUCACAUCCCUGCAUUAAGAAGGCAAGAAACUCCACAAAUUAACUUUGACAAGGCACACCUAUGAAGUGAAAACCAUUUCAGACACACAUGUGAAAUGUGUGUCACAUGUGUGUCAUUUAGAGAAUGAGCUUCAUUCUCUAAAUGAAGCUCAUUUAGAGAAUGCCAAGAGUGUGUAGAGCAGUAAUCAAAGCAAAGGGUGGCUAUUUUGAAGAAUCGAAAAUAUAAAACAUGUUCUGACUUAUUUCACACUUUUGUGUUUACUACAUAAUUCCGGAUGUGUUCAUUCAUAGUUCUGAUGUCUAUAAUGAGUAAUAUAUGUGUUUUUUCUGAUACAAGUUCCAAAACAAAACAAAGAAAAUGAUGCCUCUUUUUUCUUUUAGUUAAAUUUUGACCCCAGAACACAUUAAAUAGUUAGAUGAAUACCAGAGAGUUAAGGGCUUAAUUUGAAAAGAAAACAGAAUGAAUUCCACAGGAUAUGAUUUAAUCCUUGCUUGCAUUUAAGAAAUAACCUCAUUAGUUUGGUCUUAUAUCUUAAGUCUGUGUGUUCAAAAUCAAUUUUAAUCUGUCAUGAUGCAUUGAUCGCCCUAUAUCACUUUGAAGGUCAGCACAAGUAAACAACAAUUGUAAUCAGCAAUUAGUAGAUGAUGGGGUGUAACGGUACACUAAAAUCAUGGUUCGGUUCUUGGUUAAGAGGAAAAAUUUUAAAAAGUGCUCAUAUUUCAUCUAAAACAUGUUUAUAUUCUUAAAGCAAAGAGCUGUUAGCGACUCAGUGAGUCAAAUUAAAUGUAUAAAAAUGGAAUAGAAACACUGCUGCAUAGUUCUCAUUAUCAAAUAAACUAAAUAAAAUAAAGUGCAGCAUGAACAAUUCCAGCUUAUUGAGCUGCUGUAACUACACCUGAGAUUACUUUUUGUAUAAAAGGAAGACAUACAAACAACCAAGUUCAGUGAUAAAAAAAAAUUAUAUACAUAUACAUAUAUAUAUAUAUAUAUAUAUAUAUAUAUAUAUAUAUAUAUAUACACAUAUUCACAUGGCUCACUGUGUCCCAGUCAGAGGUGAUGUGAUGGACAGUCACUGUUCAGAAGCUCUCUGCAGCUCUGGAUGUCACCCUUCAGCUGUGAGUCCUGCAGCAGAUGGACAAGUCAUGAACCACACAGAUUUGGUUUCUUCAUACAGAGCUGGUCUGACUUUCUGGCUGAAGUGUGGACGAGAAGGAACUUCAUAAUCUAUCACCUAAAAUACAAAUUAUACUUUAAUGUAAUUGCUUUUUAAAAAAAAAAAAAAAAAACCAA
Molecule: messenger RNA, 6578 nt
Organism: Acanthochromis polyacanthus (spiny chromis)
Lineage: Eukaryota; Metazoa; Chordata; Actinopteri; Pomacentridae
Product: craniofacial development protein 2-like
Exons: 2
Coding region: 399-1412 (337 amino acids)
Biological process (GO): chromatin remodeling
Cellular component (GO): nucleus
Molecular function (GO): catalytic activity
Source: RefSeq, a predicted model, not a curated record